AUGGACAUCAUCACCGCCAGCAUCGGGGGCCCUAACGGCUUCUCCGACAACGCCUGGGCCGAAGUAGCCUCCCGCAUCGUCGACCGCGGCGUCCUCGUCACCAUCGCCGCCGGCAACUCAGGCGACUCCGGCCCCUUCUACGGCUCCUCCGGCUCCUCCGGCAAGAACGUCCUCGCCGUCGCCUCCGUCGAGGGCGAGUCUGCGCCGAUGCCAGCUUUCAAUGCCACCUUCGCCCUCCGCAAUGAGACCUCGUCCAGCAGGAUCGGAUACAUCCCUUCCGUGGUGUACUUCCCCGAGUCCGUCGCCGGGUGGCCCAUCUUGCCGCUCGGGCUGGACACUAACGCUACUGCUGAGGCGUGUGAGCCGUACCCGGAGGGCUCACAUAACUUGACUGGGGCUGUCGCGCUCGUACGGCGCGGCGGAUGCGAUGCUAUGACGAAGCAGGCGAACCUCAACGCCCUGGGCGCGCGGUACAUCCUCAUCUACAACAACGAGAGCCCGCUCGCGCAGCUGUACACGGAUGACUACCAGAGCGCGCUGGCUGUCAUCGAGAGGCACUCAGGCGAAGCUAUCGUCGAGGCUGUCAAGGCCGGGACCAGCGUCACUGCCGACUUCUCCGCCGGGCCGAACGACGUCGUAGGGUUACCGCGCGACUUCGCCGGGCUCCCGUCGUCAUUCACAUCUUGGGGCGGGCUGUACGAUUUAGAGAUCAAGCCGGAUAUCGCUGCGCCCGGCGGGGAGAUUUUCAGCGCGUAUCCCACGGAUAGCUUCUCGACGCUUAGCGGGACAAGUAUGGCGUGUCCGUACGUGGCGGGCGUGGCGGCGUUGUAUAUCGGCGCGCACGGCGGACGGACCGUUCACGGGCCGGGUUUUGCCAAGAUGCUUGCGCGGAGGAUCAUUGCCAGCGGGAAGACGGUAAAGUGGUGGGACGGCGCUCUCGACAUGGCGGCUCCGCCUCCGCAGGUGGGCACGGGGCUGGUCGACGCGUUCAAAGUCGUGAACGCCACCACGUCGUUGGAGUUUGAAAAGUUCGCGCUGAACGACACGGCGAACUUUGUCGCUUCUCACGAGGUUGUGGUGAGGAACGAGGGGAGCGGGGAUGUAGCGUAUACGUUCUCCGUGGAGGACGGGGCUGGGAUGGAGAUUCUGCUGCCGCUUGAUACGUCGGUUAGUAGCUCGCCACGGGUGAGGGCGCUGGAGGAGGUUCAGCCGAGGGAGAUGCCGGUUGAGGUUGUUUUGCCUGAGGGGUUUACGCUCAAGGCUGGGGAGUCGAAGACGGUCAGUGUGACGUUCCAAGCACCCGACUUUGGUAACCCGGCAGGAUUGCCGCUGUACAGUGGGAAAGUCAUCGUGAGUGGAAGCAACAAUGAGUCCCUCGCCAUAUCGUACAUGGGUCUCGCGGCAGAUUUGAAGAAGGAGAUGGACGACAUGUACAUGCACGGCUUCCCCAAAGCAACGACGACGUACAACUUUAUCCCUAUUGAAGAGAAGCCUUACUGGACGAAUGAGAUUUGGCAGGAUGAGGAUUGGCUCUGGCUUACCAUUCAGAUGAAGUGGGGAUCCAAGGAGCUCCGAUGGGACAUCUACGAGGCCGGAUGGAACGAGAGCGACUGGAGCUACCCGCCGGCGGUCGGCGAGGACGGUUACAUUGGGUCGGUGGCGUACUACGACCGGUCCGACACCGAGUACUGGAGCCCGUUCUCGGACUCGAGCGGGCCGUUUGACGUGAUCCCGUUCCCGCUGGAGAACGUGCACCGGAACGCGAUCUACACGUCGUACCGGCAUACUUUCUUCUGGUUCGGCGUGCUGGCGAAUGGGUCGCAGAUUGAGCCUGGGAACUACACGAUGCGAUUCGCUGCCCUCAAGCCGUUUGGGGACCCGGCCAAGUCUGAGGAUUGGAGCAUCUGGAAGUCUCCUCAGGUUUCCAUCCUGGGAAAGUUUGGGCCGAGUCCUUGGGGUUGA
Molecule: messenger RNA, 1962 nt
Organism: Colletotrichum chrysophilum
Lineage: Eukaryota; Fungi; Ascomycota; Sordariomycetes; Glomerellales; Glomerellaceae
Exons: 6
Coding region: 1-1962 (653 amino acids)
Biological process (GO): proteolysis
Cellular component (GO): cytosol; membrane; cell wall
Molecular function (GO): serine-type endopeptidase activity; tripeptidyl-peptidase activity
Source: RefSeq, a predicted model, not a curated record